This is a messenger RNA of Fusarium subglutinans, 510 nucleotides long. RefSeq lists its product as uncharacterized. The transcript is spliced from 4 exons. The record is from RefSeq and is a predicted model, not a curated record. Lineage: Eukaryota; Fungi; Ascomycota; Sordariomycetes; Hypocreales; Nectriaceae. Gene Ontology annotation, molecular function: acyltransferase activity, transferring groups other than amino-acyl groups. Bases 1 to 510 code for a protein of 169 amino acids.
AUGGCCGUCAGACUAGCCAAAGCUUCUGAUCUUGCCGCCACCUCGCGCAUCGCCUUCCGGGGCUUCAGCCUAUCUCCAUGGAACGCAUCCUACCGCCCUUUUGCCUCCGCCUACCCCCAGGACUCUAAGCAGGUGGUGGGCUUUGCCAUCUGUAACUAUGCCCAGCAGCAGCAGCGAAAGAGUGACACCGUAGCCAUCGACCUCACCGAUGAGAAAGUGUUGAUCCUUACCGAGCCAGCAUCCUCUUCAGCGCCACAGAAAGUGCAGUUCAAAAGUGAGGCUCUCACAUCACUUCCGAUCCGUGAAUCCAAGCCAGAUGACACCGCAUACUCUAGGUACCUAGGCGAUCACAUGGAGCUUGACAACAUGGCAAUCGACCCUGACCACUUCCGCAAGGGCUACGGCACUCUGCUAUGUCGCCACGGUAUGGAAUUCGCCCGAGAGGACAAGGUCCAAGGUCGACUUGUCAGCAAAUAUCACAAACCUCACAUUCAGACGCCCAUAUCCUAA